GAACUACUCCAAGAUACGAACGUUGUCCGCUUAUCCGAUCGAGACAGCUUCGAACAAGUUGCCAUUGCUUUGGAUGCUAAAUUGAAGUCGGCGUUUCGCUUGAUUCAACAAGAAGUAAAUAUUCUGUUACCAGCCCUCCAGCCAGUUGUUUCAACACCAGACGACGCUUCCUCGGAUCGCCUAGACGUGAACGCACGAUCCGAUCAGCAGUUCUGGCUUCUGCGACGGGUUUCUGAGCUGGCUUUGGCUGCUGGCUUCAUUGAGUUGACCCAAGGGCAGGCUAAAAGUACACGUAAUUGGAAGAAGCUGUAUUGCAGAAGUUAUGAGCCGUAUUUUCCUGGUCGAGGACUCAUGCGCGGCCGAGCGCAUCAGCAACAAAACCGAAUGGGAGGAGGACCGCCUAAUCGCGAAUCGGGAAUGCGGAAGGAAGAACGAAACGCUUCAACCAAACGACUGAACUCGCCAUCGAAUCAGGAUGAUGGAGAAGGAAAACAGGAACCCCGAACACCAGCCUGGAUUCCGGAUUUCAUCUUUGACUAA
Molecule: messenger RNA, 540 nt
Organism: Echinostoma caproni
Lineage: Eukaryota; Metazoa; Platyhelminthes; Trematoda; Plagiorchiida; Echinostomatidae
Source: the annotation of a GenBank genome assembly